AUGACAGUUAUUCACAAAGUUGUUGAAUAUAAAACCAACGAUAGCGCGAUUUUUGAGGGUGAUCUCUAUAUUCCAAGUGGUGCUCGCAAAUUGGGUGCUGUUCUGGUCUUCCCUGCGUUCCGUGGAAUCACCCAUUUCGAAAAAGAACAAGCAGAGAAGCUCGCAAAUCUUGGAUAUAUUGCGUUUUGUGCAGAUGUCUAUGGAAAAAACAUUCGUCCGCAAACAGUUGAGGAGGCGUUCGCUACGAUGAACGCAAUCAAGAAUGACCGUCAAGGAGUGUUGAAGUCUCGCAUGAUGGCUGCCCUCGAAACUCUGAAGCGCGUUAAGGCGGUCGAUCCGAAUCGGAUCGCCGCCAUCGGCUAUUGCUUCGGAGGGCUUUGCGCAUUGGACAUGGCUCGCUACAACGUCGGAUUGAAAGCGGCCGUGUCCUAUCACGGCACACUUCUUCCAAUCGAUGGACUUCCAUUGGAUCCGAUCGCGACAGCCGUUCAAAUUCAUCACGGCGAUGCCGAUCCGCACGUUGGACAGGAGCAAGUCGUCGGAAUCCACGAGGAAAUGCGCAAGAGGAACGCCGAUUUCGUGUUCGUCUCGCACGGAAACGCAAUGCAUGCCUUCACCGAGCCAGAGGCUGAUUUGCUCCAAAGAGCAGGGGUCGGAUACAACGCAAAAGCUGCGAAAAGAAGCUGGGAAAUGACAUUGAAUUUGCUUGAUGAAGUUUUUGUUUGA
Molecule: messenger RNA, 726 nt
Organism: Caenorhabditis bovis
Lineage: Eukaryota; Metazoa; Nematoda; Chromadorea; Rhabditida; Rhabditidae
Source: the annotation of a GenBank genome assembly